Messenger RNA from Triticum aestivum (bread wheat), 2019 nucleotides. Its product is annotated as beta-glucuronosyltransferase GlcAT14A. NCBI's taxonomy places the organism in Eukaryota, Viridiplantae, Streptophyta, Magnoliopsida, Poales, Poaceae. The transcript is spliced from 4 exons. Bases 275 to 1483 code for a protein of 402 amino acids. Gene Ontology annotation, cellular component: membrane. The record is from RefSeq and is a predicted model, not a curated record. Gene Ontology annotation, molecular function: glucuronosyltransferase activity.
GAGAUCGAGCUGCUGCUGCGCCCACCCGAUCUCGCCCGCCAUUCCCACCCCCGAUGCGAUCUCGCCGCCAAACCCUAGCAGCGAUCCCGCGCGCCACCAGCAGCACCGCCGCCACCCCGCCGCGGCCGCGGCCCUCGCCGGAGUCCUCCUAGCCCCGGGCGUUGACGCCGACACCUGCCCGCUCCCGCGCGCGAUAGACUAGCUGCAGCUCGGCGCUGCUCCUGCUGCUUCGUAGAGCUUCUCCUCCCUGCUCGCCUCGGAGGCGGGGCCGGCGAUGGGGGCAGCGGACAAGUGGCUGCUGCCGCUGGUGUCCGUCUCCUUCGUCUCGCUCAUGCUCUUCCUCUCGGCGCUCUCGGGCUACUCGGCCUCCUCCGCGCUCUUCGCGCGCCUCCCGCCGCCCUCCUACGUGCGCCGCGGGGCCGCCGCGCCCCCCUCCUUCGCGUACCUGCUCUCGGGCGGCCGCGGCGACGGCCGCAGGCUCCUGCGCCUGCUCCUCGCCGUCUACCACCCCCGGAACCAGUACCUGCUCCACCUCUCCGCGGACGCGCCCGAGUCCGAGCGCCUCGAGCUCGCCGCGGCCGUCGCGCGGGCCGCACCCGCAAUCACAGCCUUCGGGAACGUCGACGUCGUCGGCCGCCCCGCCGCCGGCACCCCCAUGGGCUCCUCCGGCCUCGCCGCCACGCUCCGCGCCGCCGCCGCCCUGCUCCGGCUCGACGCCGAGUGGGACUGGUUCGUCACGCUCAGCGCCGCCGAUUACCCCCUCCUCACCCAGGACGACCUGGUUCAUGUCUUCUCGUCUGUGCCAAGGCACCUCAACUUCAUCGAUCACACUAGUGAUAUUGGAUGGAAAGAGUCUCAGAGAGUGCAACCAGUCAUAGUAGAUGCUGGGAUAUACCUGGCUGGCAGGAAUCAGUUCUUCCAAUCCACAGAGAAACGGGCAACCCCAGAUGGUUUCAAAUUCUUCACAGGUUCUCCUUGGGUCAUUCUGAAUCGGAGGUUUAUAGAGUACUGCAUUUUCGGAUGGGAGAACCUCCCUCGGACCCUUCUCAUGUACUUCACGAACGUGAUGUUGCCUCUGGAAGGUUAUUUCCACUCAGUCGCAUGCAACUCGGACUUCCGUAACUUCACGGUGAACAAUGACUUGCGGUACGUGGCAUGGGACGACCCACCUCAGAUGGAACCCCGGUUUCUAAACAUUACACAUUAUGAGGAGAUUGUGGAGAGCGGAGUGCCCUUUGCUAGGAAGUUCCGAGAGAAAGAGCAUCUGUUGGACAGGAUUGAUGAGAAAAUACUCCAGCGAUGGCGUCACAGACCUGUUCCCGGAGCGUGGUGCACAGGCAGGAAGAGGUGGUUCAGCGAUCCAUGCUCCCAGUGGAGCAACGUCAACAUCGUAAGACCCGGCCCCCAAGCCGAGAAGUUCCGCAGAUACAUGGACCGGAUCCUGGAAGAAUCCAAGUCAAGCAACAGCUCAUGCGCGCAAUAGCAGCACUGAACCGCGAGGCUGCAUGCACUUUCCGGCAGUCGAGCGCGUCUCAUUUUGCACAGAUCGAGUGGCUCUCCACGUGUUCAGAACUCCGGCAUUUCCGCCUCCCGUGGGAGCAUUUUUGCUGCAGCUGGGUUGUGCGCACAGGGCCAAGGUGAGGGGCGUGCCUAUUCUUUCAAGAUUUUUUGGUGACUCUGAUGGCUUCAAGUGCUCACUGCUCCCAGCAUUGUUGGAGGCCAGGGAGCUUUCGGUGGGGGAUUUUACCUGAGCUUGUAGGGAGUGUAAUUAGUAGCGAUCAGUCGAACGACCUUGUGAGGAUGUUUAUAGAACCUUUGGUGGAAUUCUUGGUGCUCCCAUACGGAAUUGAAUCGAGAGGCAGGCAAAAAAACAUGAAGGGUGGGGAAUUUUGUUGGCCUUGUGGUUGUGGAUUGGUAGCUGUUGUGGUUUACAGAAUGCUCACAGACUCUUUUUACUCCUCUCGAACUGCAGAGGAAGUUCCAAAUUUCCCAUGCAUGAUCUAUCAACCACAUUUGACA